AAGCUGCCGGCUGUCUUUGCCCGUCAGCUGACGUCAGGCCGGUGCUGCGAGCUGAUAAAUGCGCUUACUGAUAGUCGGCUGCUUCAGCAGGCGGAGGCGAGCAACGGGGACGGGACCUUUCCCGGUAGCAUUUUGAAGAGGCUGGUUGGAGCGUGAACUAUGUCGGCGUACAACGUGUCCCUAACGGGCCCAGCACCCUGGGGCUUCAGGCUGCAAGGAGGGAAGGACUUCAACAUGCCUCUGACCAUCUCCAGAAUAAGCCCAGGCAGCAAGGCAGCCCUGGCCAACAUCAACCAAGGAGAUACCAUCGUGGCCAUUGAUGGAGUCAGCACUGAGGGCAUGACCCACCUGGAUUGCCAGAACAAGAUCAAGUCAGCCAUCUACACAAUGAACCUGAGCCUCCAGAAAUCCAGGCGCCCGGGACCUGUUCCCACCGCUGCUCUGAGAAUGGAUUCUCCCAUGCCAGUGAUCCCACAUCAGAAGAUUAUCAACACUUCAGCCAAUAGCAACUAUGUGGAGCGCUUCAACCCCAGUCUGCUGAAGGAUUCGGUGAUGUCCACACACAAGCCCAUCGAAGUGAAGGGCCCGGGGGGGAAGGCCACCAUCAUCCAUGCCCAGUACAACACUCCCAUCAGCAUGUACUCUCAAGAUGCCAUCAUGGACGCCAUCGCAGGCCAGGCUCACGCCAGGGGCAGCGACCUCUCCAGUGGUCCCGAACCUCCGUUUGCUAACCUUCAUGUUAAAGAUGCUCUAGUCGACAGCACUUCCCCAGUCUACCAGGCUGUGAUCCGUAAUGCUAACAAGCCCCCACAGACCCACCAGCAGGAGCUGGAAGAAUGGACUCGCAGAGCUGCCAACCUGCAGUCCAAGUCUUUCCGUGUCCUUGCCCAGAUGACUGGAACGGAAUUCUUGCAAGAUCCAGAUGAGGAGGCAAUGAAACGAUCCAGUCCCAUUGAGCAUGUGCAGACCGCCUGGCCGGCGACCAGCUCCGCCCACCCGGCCCCUCCCCCCGCUCCGGCCGGCCAACCCGCUCUCGCUAACCCCAUGAUGUCGCCGCCCGCCACUGCCAAUCAGGAUGGUGUCGCCGUGCCCGCCUCGCCCGCUCGCCUAAGAUCCGAUGUCAAGCCACCCAAACCAAGGACUGCUUUAGAGGCGAUUUGCAUCACUCCUCUUUUCAACGCGUCCUAUUUGCCCCAACGAACCCGACCUAGUGCCGUUCCCCUGGGAAAGGCCAAGAUGAGUUGGCAGCAGACGACCUCUUCCUCCCUUAACUACCAGGCUGAAUCUGCUCACGUCACUAGAACUAGUGACGGCUUCAGAAGCGGCGGCCCCCCGGCCCCAGCGCCCCCAGUGCCUGCCUCCAAACCCAACGUGGUCAGCACGGCAAGCAUCAGACCUGCUCCCUAUCAGCAGCCCAAAGCCCCCCCUGCUCAGGUGCACAGCAGCACGGCUGCAUUCAACGUGGCCAAGCCAGCUGCAUCGCUGGAAUCCGUGCAGCCCCCGGCAUCGGGCAGCCGCCCGCCGUGGGUGACAGACGACACCUUUGCCCAGAAGUUUCAGGCGGGGAAAAGCACCACCACGCUGACCAAACACAUCCAACCGCUGCCUCACUCUGCUCCGCCCAAACCGCCGCUGCUGGCACCGCACCAGCCUCCUGCCCGUGAACCCGCUCACGGCCCGCUGCCCGGCCAGACCGCCGGGGGCAUCCGCAACCUGGUGCAGAGAGCAGAGCGCUUCCCAGCCAGCAGCCGCACCCCACUGUGUGGGCAGUGUAACAGCAUCAUCAGAGGUCCUUUCCUUGUUGCUUUGGGCCGCUCCUGGCACCCGGAGGAGUUUAACUGCACUUACUGCAAGGUCUCCCUGGUUGACACUGGCUUUGUGGAGGAGCAGAACAAUAUUUACUGUGAGAAAUGCUACGAGCAGUUCUUCGCUCCAAAUUGUGCCAAGUGCAAUGCAAAGAUUAUGGGGGAAGUGAUGCAUGCCCUGCGACAGACCUGGCACACCACCUGCUUUGUCUGUGCCGCCUGUGGGAAAUCCUUUGGGAACAGCCUUUUCCACAUGGAAGAUGGAGAGCCCUACUGUGAAAAAGAUUAUAUUGCCCUCUUCAGCACUAAGUGCCAUGGCUGUGACUUCCCUGUGGAGGCUGGAGACAAGUUCAUUGAAGCAUUGGGAUACACCUGGCAUGAUACCUGCUUCGUCUGUGCUGUGUGCCAUGUGAACCUCGAGGGCCAGCCAUUUUAUUCCAAAAAGGACAAGCCACUCUGCAAGAAGCAUGCCCAUGCCAUUAACGUUUAAACGUCGGGGACCAUCAAAGGAAAGAUCCUGGUGGGGAGAGCACAUCUCAUCCAAAACCAGCAGAGCCAACAACUGCCUUUUAAGUCUUUUUCUUCUUCUAUUUUGUUGUUGUUGUUGUUUUAACAAUGUUUCAAAUAAUUUACCUAAGAUUGUGAGUGAUUGAAAGAAAUGAGUUUCUGGGUGGGAUGCAGUAUCAUCUCACCAGGCUUUGUCAGGCAUACUCACUACUAACAAAACACAUUGCACAUAUAACUGGAAAGUUUACAGAGUUAAGCUUGAUGAAUGAAUGCUAUUCCUCUGAUGCUGAUUUGGUGGCUAUUUUUACUCAAAGCCAGCAGGUUUCCAAUCGAAUGAUAUGGUGUCUACACCUGCAUUACACGGCCAUCUUUCAGACUGCAUCUGCACUAACUGUGUUCAAUCGCCUAGAAUGUCCUUUCUUUUUUCUUUUUUUUAAAGUGCUCUGCCUGGCUGCUGGAUUUAAUUUGAUACUCUUGGUUUUCAGAGUCUUGUUUGAGAUUGUACACAUGGGUUCAUUGAAGAGCCACACUAACAAUAUUUCAGAAUGUACACAAAAAUGCU
Messenger RNA from Amblyraja radiata (thorny skate), 2874 nucleotides. RefSeq names its product LIM domain-binding protein 3. Gene Ontology annotation, biological process: muscle structure development; heart development; actin cytoskeleton organization. NCBI's taxonomy places the organism in Eukaryota, Metazoa, Chordata, Chondrichthyes, Rajiformes, Rajidae. The transcript has 18 exons. The record is from RefSeq and is a predicted model, not a curated record. The coding region runs from base 160 to 2295 and encodes 711 amino acids. Gene Ontology annotation, cellular component: stress fiber; filamentous actin; Z disc. Gene Ontology annotation, molecular function: actin binding; muscle alpha-actinin binding.